UCUGUAGACCGAUAGAGAGAGUGAGCAAGCUAGAGACGCUAAUAUUUUCUCAGAUCUCCUUUCUUUAAAUUAUUUUAGACCUCAAAUCUAUGUAUUAAAUUAUCCAAAAAAAAAUCCCUAUUUUUUAUUUUUUUCAGCUCUAAAAUCUCAGAAAAAAACCUAGAGAGAGAAAGACAAGGGCGAGAGAGAGAGAGAGAAGCAAGGGCGGUUCCUUAAAGCGGCAGCAAAAUCUAAGCUCUGUUGUUCCUGCAGAAUUUCGCUCCCCAAUUUACCCCUAGCUUACAUGAGAGCUACUUUUUUGAGCUCUCUCUCUCGCUCAUUCUAGGGUUUCGUUCUCUUGGAUUCUUUGAUUUGAUCGGAUCUGGAGGAGCAUGGCGCUGUUUAGGAAGUUCUUUUACCGAAAACCCCCUGAUGGCCUUCUAGAAAUUUCCGAGAGAGUCUACGUGUUUGAUUACUGCUUCACAACGGAUGUUUUGGGAGACGAUGAGUACAAGGUGUACAUUGGAGGUAUUGUUACUCAACUUCGUGAUCAUUUCCCUGAAGCCUCCUUUAUGGUCUUCAACUUUCGGGAGGGUGAGCAUCAAAGCCAAAUAGCUGACAUCUUAUCAGAAUAUGAUAUGACUGUGAUGGAUUACCCUCGGCAUUAUGAAGGGUGUCCUUUACUGACAAUGGAGAUGAUCCACCAUUUCCUGAAGUCGAGCGAGAGCUGGCUUUCAUUGGAUCAGCAGAAUGUCUUGUUAAUGCACUGUGAGAGAGGUGGAUGGCCUGUUCUUUCUUUUAUGUUGGCAGGGCUUUUGAUCUAUCGGAAACAAUACACUGGUGAACAAAAAACAUUGGACAUGAUCUACAAGCAAGCUCCGUGUGAGCUGUUACAAUUGCUGUCUCCCUUGAAUCCAUUGCCUUCUCAGCUGCGAUACUUGCAGUACAUUUCAAGGAGGAAUGUUGGCUCCAAGUGGCCUCCUCUCGAUAGGGCACUUACUUUGGAUUGCAUCAUUCUUAGGAUUCUUCCCAACUUUGAUGGAGAUGGAGGUUGCAGGCCGAUAUUUCGUAUUUAUGGGCAGGAUCCUCUUCUGGUUUGUGACCGGACUCCUAAAGUACUAUUCUCAAUACCCAAGAAGAGCAAAAGUGUCCGGCUUUACAAACAGGCAGACUGUGAACUAGUUAAAAUUGAUAUUCAUUGUCACAUACAAGGAGAUGUUGUACUUGAGUGCAUUACCUUGGAUGAGGAUCUGGAACGUGAGCAGAUGAUGUUCAGAGUUAUGUUCAAUACAGCCUUUAUCAGGUCUAACAUUCUGAUGCUCAAUCGGGAUGAGAUUGACAUCCUGUGGGAUGCAAAAGAUCGGUUUCCAAAGGAUUUCAGAGCCGAGGUUCUUUUUUCAGAAAUGGAUGCAGCUGCUUCAGUUGUUACUGUGGGUUUGGCUAAUGGUGAUGAGAAAGAGGGUCUUCCUGUGGAAACAUUUGCCCGGGUUCGGGAGAUCUUUAGCUCAAUAGAUUGGGUAGAUGGGAAAGGGGAUACUGCACUUCAUGUUCUUCAGAAGUUAAAUUCUUCAAAUGUUUUUCAAGAGAAGCUCAACUCAGUUUCUCCGAAGAAAGUUGAAAAUGAGCUGUUGCCGAAGCUUAGUCCUGAGAUGCUUAAAGAGAAAGUGAAACUAGAUGAGGUCAUUGAUAGAAUCACAUCAUUAUCUCCUUUUGAUUCGAAGCAGCAACCUAUUCCAUUUCAGAAACAAUCUCUUGAUUCAGAAACAGAAAACCAAGAUAUUAAGCACCAAGACUUGCAACUUUCGCUGCAACAUCCUUCUCUACCUACAACUGUAUCCCAACGUGUGCCAAAAUCUUGGUCGAAUUCAGUUCCAUCCAUCAAUUCUCUGCAGAGCUCUCUUGUACAUGCUUCAAGGUAUCACAGUGCACCUUCAGCUCUAGGAAUUACAGCUCUCCUACAAGAUCACACGUCGAUUGAAGUUGCUCAUUCAGUGACAAUGUCUACAUCUUCUCCGACACUUGCAGAUGUAGCUAGUUAUGGCUUAUCUGAAGAUGUCUGUACCAAGAUUUCUUUACCAUCUGCAGCACUUGCUGAACCUAAAAUUUUGUCUCCGCCACUGCGGCCAUCGCUCACUCAAGUAUCUUCUGCCAUAAGCUCUACCAUGAAAGCUCCAAUAACUCCACCAUCUUUGCUGUCUCCUACAAGCCCUGUCCAAUCACCAGAAGAACCACCAAACCCUGAACUUCCACCUUCAAAGCUUACUAAACCUUCUGCCCGUGCUCCCCCUCCACCACCUCCACGACCACCACCUCCACCUUCCUCUUAUAAUCACGGGACAUUAUCGAUUGCCGCCUCCCCGGAAAUUCACAUCAAUUCUCGGGUUCCACCUAGUCACUUCCUUCCUUCAGGAGGCAAGUCAAUUCCCCCUACCCCUCCACCUCCAGUUUCAUCGACUCCCCCUCCCCCUCCUCCACCUCCUUUUAUUUUUUCAUCAACUCCUGUUCCUCCUCCACCACCUAUCAAGAGGUCUUGUGCUCCUUCACCUCCACCUCCACCACUUUCAGGGCCUACGUCUUCAGGAACAUCUCCACCCCCGCCACCUCAACUUUCAUCAAAGCAUUCUGGUGGUUCUAUUGCCCAGAAACUGCCUAAUGGUCAAGCAGUUCCGCCUCCUCCUUUGGGUCAUUCUUUGCUUAAGGGAUCUAGUGCUGAUUCAUCUCAACCUUCAUCUUUGGGGAGCAGGGGAGCGCCACCUCCACCUAAUGGGAUGAAUGGUCCAAUCGGUGCUUCAUUGGGUGCGAAAGGACGGAUCAGUCGCACAAGCUCCAGACAGUCUGCCCAAUCAUCCUCCAAAAAAGCUUCUUUGAAGCCGCUACAUUGGGUUAAAGUAACAAGAGCUAUGCAGGGAAGUCUAUGGGCUGAGACGCAAAAACCUGAGGAAGCCUCGAAGGCUCCAGAGUUUGACAUGUCUGAACUUGAGAGUCUUUUCUCAGCUGCAGUGCCAAAGUCUGAUCUUCAAGGCUCAUCUGAUAAGUCAAGGCGUCUAUCACUGGGGCAGAAACCAAACAAAGUUCAUCUGAUUGAUCUUAGAAGGGCUAAUAAUUGUGAAAUCAUGCUUACCAAGGUGAAGAUGCCAUUGACUGAUUUGAUGAGUUCAGUCCUUGCUCUGGAUGAUUCUGUUUUAGACGGCGAUCAGGUAGAUAACCUCAUAAAGUUUUGCCCAACAAAGGAGGAAAUGGAGUUGCUCAAGGGUUUUGGUGGAGAUAAAGAAAGCUUGGGGAAAUGUGAACAGUACUUUUUAGAGCUGAUGAAUGUUCCGAGGGUAGAAUCAAAGCUGAGAGUCUUCUCGUUUAAGAUCCAAUUUCACACCCAGGUUGCUGACUUGAGUAGUAAUCUUAAUGUUGUCAACUCUUCUGCUGGUGAGAUCAGGGGCUCUGUCAAAUUGAAAAGGAUCAUGCAAACAAUUCUGUCUCUGGGAAAUGCUUUGAAUCAGGGAACAGCCAGGGGUUCUGCCAUCGGAUUUAGGUUGGAUAGCCUCUUGAAGCUCACAGACACGCGUGCACGAAAUAAUAGGAUGACCCUCAUGCAUUAUCUGUGCAAGGUUCUUGCUGAUAAGCUUCCAGAGCUGCUAGACUUUCCCAAGGAUCUUGUGAACCUGGAAGCUGCUUCAAAGAUAAUGUUAAAGACUUUGGCAGAGGAAAUGCAAGCAAUAAGUAAAGGUCUAGAGAAAGUUGAACAGGAAUUGGCGGCUUCUGAAAACGAUGGUCCUAUAUCAGAAACUUUUCGAAAGACUUUGAAGGAGUUUCUGGUUGGUGCUGAAGCUGAAGUGAGAGCCUUAACUUCAUUCUAUUCCAAUGUGGGGAGGAAUGCAGAUGCAUUAGCCCUUUAUUUUGGAGAAGAUCCAGCUCGCUGUCCAUUUGAGCAAGUGAUUUCUACGCUUCUCAACUUUGUAAAAAUGUUUAUACGAGCCCAUGAGGAGAACUGCAAACAGCUAGAGCUGGAGAAGAAAAAAGCUCGGAAAGAGGCAGAAAAUGAGAAGAUGAAGCUUAGUGCUCAGAAAAGGGAACAGGAGAGCCUACCAUAUUCUCCGAGCAAAACUGCGAGGACUAGAUAAUGAAUAUUCUGACACUAGCUCCUCAUCCAACUAACCGGGGCCACACUUGAGCUGAUGGGAAUAAGCCCGAGAAGGAGAGGCUACUCUGCUCAUUUGGAAGAGCCCCUGCAACAGAGAUGCACCAUGUGGGGGAGUAGCCAAUGGUAGAGAACCUGUAUUAUACUCACUAAGCAGAAACCUUUGGCAUUGUAAAUUGUAAAUAGAAUCAGUUACAUUCCGGUACCAUGAGGUAUGGUGUUAUUACACGGGUGGCACUGAAGUUUGCGUCUCUAUACAUAUAACCUUGACAUUACUAAUUGUAACGACAUGGGUGACCUUGGAGCCCAGACAAAAAAUAACUCUCAGGGUUACCUGUAUAGUUAACAAUCGCUAGACUUAGGUUUAUCCAUGUAAAUACACAAACUCAGGGCAACCCAUGUAAUUACAUCAUCCGUCUGGAUACCCGGGUUGUAAUUAUGGCAAAAUAGUGUAGCUCUUUGUUUUGUGUUUUUCCUUCUUUUUUAUCCCCAACCUUUUUUCUGUUGUAAUUUGUAAAUCAUUAUUAUUUCGUUGCGGACUUGUAAUAUGGUGGUAAUGCCAGGGGUUGUUCCCCCUCUUCCCUUGAGUCA
Molecule: messenger RNA, 4702 nt
Organism: Asparagus officinalis (garden asparagus)
Lineage: Eukaryota; Viridiplantae; Streptophyta; Magnoliopsida; Asparagales; Asparagaceae
Product: formin-like protein 6
Exons: 19
Coding region: 372-4094 (1240 amino acids)
Source: RefSeq, a predicted model, not a curated record